AUGACCUAUCAGACCGAGUACAAGACAGUGAUGGAGCAGGUGACCAGGUGCUGCACAGGCUACGUGCAAGUCGGCCAUUACUGUGCCCUGCCUGUAAGCAGGAGUGUUGAGUUCACUGCCAAGCCCGGAUCCUGUCCAUCUGCAGAUGGAUUCUAUCCCAGAUCUGAGGACUGUGAGUGGGACAUGGACUGCCCAGGCUGGCAGAAAUGCUGCCAGAGAUCGGGUCACUCUCUCUGCAGUGAUCCUGCAAGCUCAACAAAUUAUUCGGAGAAUGGAGGAUACCGUUUUAAUGCAACAGUGACAGUGAAGACAGAUUACGACGAACUGAUGUCCAAUGAUAGAGGACAUCUGGAUCACACACGAUUGCUACAAGCAAUGGUGACUGGAGCUCUGCAGUCUGAUGUUUCAGUGUAUUACCUCAGCUCACAGCCUGUGCAUCCCUACAGAACUGCCACUUCACUACUGAUUGACUGCAACGUUACUCUUUCACUGUACAAUGUCACGUCAAAGCUGCAUCGUCUCCUCAAACACAUACUGGAGGUGUCAUCUGUAACCGUGGAAGAUGUGGAUGAGUGUGAACAGUCUGCUCUCCGUCAGUGCUCCCCUCAGGCCCACUGUAACAACACAGUGGGCUCCUACCAUUGUGCCUGCCACCAAGGAUAUAUUGAUGUUGACCCCAACAACCCUGGAGCCCAUUGCACAGCUGACGUCAGGAUGGCGACCACCCCAGAGCCCCUGCUUACCUACCUUCCACCCAUGAACACAAGCUACACCACAGCUUUCAACAGCACACAGGACCCUGUUGGCAACCACACCAUGGGUGUCUUCAACUCCACUGAGACCAGCGUGACUACAGCUCUGAGUAAUACCAGCCCCGUCCCUUAUAAUUCAUCAGAUGCUCCGCAGUGGACCGGUGCUGCACCGCAUAGCAGCAUGAGCACAACUGUAGAGUCACCUCUGCCGACAACCACAUGCUCUCCUCCCAGCAUCACCAGCGGAUGGUCGGCUAACGUGACUGGAACCUCCUUCUGUGUCUACUGGUCCGGCCAGUUUCAGACACACCAGACUUACCAGGUUGUUCUAAGCAAGAGGUCAGAGGUCAUUCAUUCUUGGGAAACCAAUCAGACCAUGAUGGAGCUGAGGGGACUGCAGCCGGGGGUGCUCUACAAUGUUACAGUCACUCCUCAGUCCUGCGAAAGCCAAGGAGUCGCCCUUCGUAUAACGGUCAAGACUGAUGCUCAGACUCUUGAUGCCACAGCGCGACUUACCAACAUCCAGUUCACUGCUGAUCUGCAGAACACCAGCAGCCAGGCCUACGGAAUCCUCACUAAGGGUAUUAAAGAGGAGAUCUACCAGUCUCUGUCUCCAGAGAUGAAGGCCAUGGUGAAUUCAGGCCAGGUGAGAAUCGAGAUCAGAAGUUUUUCCCCGGGAAGUGUGGUGGUCAACUUCACCAUCAUCUUUUCCCCGAGUCAAAGCCAAGACAUCAGUAAUGUGUCGACAGCUCUGCUGAAUUCCCUGAUUAACAGCACCAUAUACGCUGUGGAUGAAAACAACACCAGAACAAAUGAUUUUGAUGAAUGUGCUUCAGGGGAUAAUGACUGUUCCCAGUGGGCAACAUGUUCAAACGUCUGGGGCUCCUACUCAUGUGUUUGCCUGGAGCGAUAUAUAGACAACAACCCAGUAAGGCCUGGACGAGACUGUCAAGAAAUUGCGUCAACCUCUACUGCCCCAACAACCACCACUACUCUUCCUACAACUUAUUCUACUGCCCCAACUCCCACCACUACUGCCCAAACAACCACCGCUAGUCUUUCUGCAACUUUUUCUACAGCCCCAACCCCUACUGCCCCAACAACCACCAAUACUGUCCCUACAACCGCCACUGCUACUUCUACAACGUCUUAUACUGUCCCAACAACCACCAAUACUGCCCCAACAACCACCACUGCUACUUCUACAACUUCUUCUACUGCCCCAACAACCACCACUGCUACUCAUACAGCUUCUUCUACUGCCCCAACAACCACCAAUACUGCCCCAACAACCACCACUGCUACUCAUACAACUUCUUCUACUGCCCCAGCAACCACUGCCCCAACAAACACCACUGCUACUCCUUUAACUUCUUCUACUGCCCCAACAACCACUGCCCCAACAAACACCACUACUACUUCUACACCUUCUUCUACUGCCCCAACUAAUUUUGCCCCAACAACCACCACUAAUGCAAUGAUAUCCAUGACCACUACCCCUACAACCACCGCUACCGUCCCCACUAGCAACAUUACAGCUCCUGCAACUACCAUUACUGACCUGAGAACUGCCACCAAUGCCAUCUCUGUACAGUGCAGGGUUUAUGCCAUCACUGUGACAGUUGCCAGGGAUUUUCUUCUGAGGAACAAAAUCAUGGUAGACACCGUGUACUUGGGGUUGCCGGAAUGUGGCGUCAAUGGAGGCAAUGCUACCCAUGCCCAGCUGACCGUGGCCUGGGAUGAGUGCCUCACUAGGGUUGUGCAAAAUGAAACCUACUUCACAGCAUCUGUAACUCUGUUCAACACCAUGGAAAUGUACACAUGGUCACCCAAUGGGACAGGGGAGGUACCCAGAAUACGGUUGGAGGUUCCCAUCAUAUGUACCUACAUGAAGAACAUGCUUAUUUCUGUUGACUCCGGCUCCAUGGGGUAUGAUAUGAUCAAAGAUGUUAUCACGGGCUUGGGGUCAUUCCAGGUGACAGUGCAGCUGAUGAAUGGUACAAUGCCUCUACCCCACAACUCCAGCGUGUCCUCGGAGGAGGCUGUGGUGUUGGAGGUCAGCAUCAAACCCUCCUCACAGCAGAUUAAAGUAGUCAUCAACAGAUGCUGGGCCACUCCCACCCGAAACCCUGCAGACCCAGACAGCCACACCUUCCUGGCAAACAGCUGUUCCCUGAACACAUACACCAAAGUGCUGACGAACGGGAACUCCAGCACAUCACGCGUGUCCGUACAGAUAUUCCGCAUAGUCAACCUGAAUGUGAUCUAUCUGCACUGCCAGGUCCAGAUCUGUGUGCCGAUUGAAGCGCAUACCUGUGUGCCUGACUGUCUACAAAGAGCAGCUCGCUCUUCAAACAUAAUUGGAGGAGCUUUGGGUUCCUCGGGGCCUCUGGUGAGGUCAGAGGCCUUGGAGGAGCACUAUACCACUCUUAACAUAGUUGGACUCUCCUGCCUGGGAGUUGGCCUGUCGCUCUUCUUCAUCAUUGGUUUCAUCUGCCUUUUCUUCUACCAGAGGAACCGCAUUGGACAUUACAACUUCAGCACCAAACCCAAGAAGGAGAACUUCUCCUACCUUGUCUUUAACACCUAG
Molecule: messenger RNA, 3342 nt
Organism: Perca flavescens (yellow perch)
Lineage: Eukaryota; Metazoa; Chordata; Actinopteri; Perciformes; Percidae
Gene: umodl1
Product: uromodulin-like 1
Exons: 16
Coding region: 1-3342 (1113 amino acids)
Cellular component (GO): extracellular region
Molecular function (GO): calcium ion binding; peptidase inhibitor activity; protein binding
Source: RefSeq, a predicted model, not a curated record